Messenger RNA from Harpegnathos saltator (Jerdon's jumping ant), 4442 nucleotides. RefSeq names its product excitatory amino acid transporter 1. Gene Ontology annotation, molecular function: glutamate:sodium symporter activity; L-glutamate transmembrane transporter activity; neutral L-amino acid transmembrane transporter activity. The record is from RefSeq and is a predicted model, not a curated record. Gene Ontology annotation, biological process: L-glutamate transmembrane transport. The transcript has 8 exons. Gene Ontology annotation, cellular component: plasma membrane. NCBI's taxonomy places the organism in Eukaryota, Metazoa, Arthropoda, Insecta, Hymenoptera, Formicidae. The coding region runs from base 975 to 2483 and encodes 502 amino acids.
CCCACCCAGCCAUCACGUCUCGCGCGCUUUUCAAAGUGGCAUGGACGUCACACGCGCGCGGCUUACAGUCCGCCACCGCGCUAUAAAGAAGCAAUUUUACACCGCGUCGCAACAGUCUCGCGAUCGUCGCUGUGCCGCGCGGAUCUCGUCAUCCGAGAGCGAGUAAUCGCGACCCCGACUCUCGUAAAAUUCAGCAAAUUUCUCGCCAUCCUCGAGACCGUCGCGGUCUGAAGCAACUUAAACGAAUCGCAUCAUCUGAAGUCAACGGUCAGCGAAACUCGCUUCGAAAAAGGGAAAAGAGCAAAAGCAAGAGAGGCGACGAGCGAGGUACUGGACGGGCUAGAGCACCGAGGAUUCGGAACCGUCCGGUUCGAUGGGAAGAGGCUCGCUUUCGCAACGAGGGACGCGUCCGCCGUCGUAGCCGGGACGAGAGAAGAAUCGCCAACAGCACGAACUCUUAAUCGAGUGGACAAACCGCCGACAAACAAUAGGGAACCUGGCGGCUUCCGAUGGGGUCGUAACCGCCAACGCGUGUAUUCGUAACAUAUAUCGCGAUGAUAGGCUAGCCGCGGCAGGAAGAGAUCGUAGGGGGAUCGCCAUAGCUAAUCGUACCACCCAAGGUGGCACAGAUUGAGAGCCCUAUCAGCAUACAUCCUCUCCUGGCUAACGAGAUACCCAGCGUCCAUCCAGUUCGCGCACGUCGUUACACGUCGCUUGCAUUGACGACAACGUGUCUUCGACAUCGUCGUGCCAACCUUCUCGGAGGUUCACCGAUACUGACUGCCGGCCGACAUUCCGAUCAGUCCGAUCAGCCAGGUCCUAUAUCGGCAAAGACCACCAUCCUCCUUGAGCUGUCAUCUUCCCCCGAAGACACGCGCCUCUUCCGGUUGACUGGAGGUGACCACGUAAACGACUGACGACGACGAGCGAUUCGCAUUGGAAGACGCAUACGGCAAACGACAGGCGGGAUCAUUAUGGAAGUAGCGAGCGAGCUGUCGCCGUUGUCGGGCGCGGAGAAUCAAGGCAGGAUGAAGGAGAGGAGCUCAUACUACCCGCAGGAGCCCAGCAAGAGGCCGAAAACGAAGGGACAGAAGAUGCGGUCGUGCUUGAGACACAAUGCGCUGACGAUACUCACUGUCAGCGGCGUGGUCGGCGGCGUGAUCCUCGGCAUCAUCCUGCGAAACUCGCGGACCGAGAAAUGGACGCCGCGGGAGAUCAUGUACAUCAAUUACCUCGGCGACCUCUUCCUGAGGAUGCUCAAGAGCUUGAUCCUGCCGUUGAUCAUUUCGAGCUUGGUGUCGGCGAUCGGCUCGCUCGACCUGUCGCUCAGCGGCAAGAUUGGCGCGCGUGCGAUCGGCUAUUACAUGGUUACGACCAUCUGCGCGGUCGUGUUAGGUAUAAUUCUCGUCGUUUCCAUUCAACCCGGAGUCGGCAGCUCCGCCUCGGAGAGCAAGAGACCGGCGCAAAAUGUUUCCACCGUUGACACGCUGAUGGAUUUGGUGAGAAACAUGUUUCCACCGAAUCUCGUUCAAGCCUGCAUCUCCCAGCACCGCACUGAGCCCAAGCCGCCGGAGAACGAGUCGAUUCCUCUGGAGGAGUGGGAGUUGGUGGAGAAAGAAGUGUCCGGUGCCAACAUUCUCGGGCUCGUGGUAUUCGCAACGGUGUUGGGCAUCACUCUCGGUAAGAUGGGACCGCAAGCCAAGCCGCUGUUGAGCUUCUUCGAGUCGCUGUCCGGUGCUAUGAUGGUGAUCACUAACUGGGUCAUAUGGUUGUCGCCAAUCGGUGUUCUCUUCCUGGUCGCCUCCAAAAUCACGGAGAUGAAGUCACUGGACGAGAUAGUCGCCCAGCUCGGCAUGUACUUCUUGACUGUGUUGGUCGCCCUGAUAAUACACGGCUUUCUGGUGCUGCCGGGAAUGUACUUCCUUCUCACGAAGAAGAACCCUUAUCGCUACAUAUCCAACAUGGCUCAAGCGCUUGUCACUGCCUUCGGCACGUCUUCGAGCUCAGCGACGUUGCCGAUCGCCAUUAGCUGCCUCGAAGAGCGCAACGGCAUCGACUCGCGCGUUACCAGAUUUGUCAUGCCGAUUGGCGCUACCGUAAACAUGGAUGGUACCGCUUUAUACGAGGCUGUAGCUGCCAUUUUCAUAUCGCAAGUGCGCAAAGUUGGUCUCUCCUUCGGUCAGUUAAUAGCGGUUAGUAUCACGGCAACCGCCGCCAGUAUUGGCGCAGCUGGUAUUCCGCAGGCCGGACUAGUCACAAUGGUGAUGGUGCUGGACACAGUUCGCCUUCCGGCCAAUGACGUUUUUUUAAUUAUCGCGGUCGACUGGUUGCUAGAUCGUUUUAGAACAACGGUGAACGUAAUCGGUGACUCACUCGGUGCGGGAAUCGUUCAUCAUCUUAGUAGAAACGAGCUCGCAUCGAUGCCGCAUCAUCCGCAGCAGACACAAAACGGAGCCGAGCGUCACGCAACCACAUCGAUAUGAACAUGCCACUGGUAAUCGCGGCGUCUCCUCGACUGACGAUUACAAAACUGCUUCGCGAUCAGAGAAUUGACCAACCGACUACAUCAUCAAAUUCGCGUGGCUAAUCGCCUGUCGAAACGCUGACAUACGCUAUCGCUACGAGUUCAGGAGAGUUCUACUUCAAGAAUAUACGAUUAAGUUCAAUUUCAAGUGAGAAUCGAGAUUAGAAUUAAGAGCACGUGAGUGCUCUUAAUUCUAAUCUCGAGUGCUCUUUCAACUUGUGAGCGAUAACAUGAUAUUAGUCUUUUCUACCACAACGGUCGAUGAUCGCGAGGUACGAUCCUGACGAAGUGUUCUUGCGUACUCAGUAAGUGUUCCGUUUUUACCUUAGUCAGUUACAUCGGUUUAGUAUUAAUUAUCCCGUACAAAAAGAAUAAAACAGACUACAAAUGAAGGGAACAAUAAACUGUAUCGCCGGCUCUUAACGCCAUAUUAUGCGAUAAACGCACACGCGGAAUGCGAGAGACGCAUAAUCUUCUUCAAUUACCUCUACACGAGUACUGUAAGAGAAGAAUUAUUUUGGUAGUCACUUAAUUGACAUCCAUUCCGCGAUAUAUGUAAUAAUAGGGCGAUAAGAUUUUAACUAUUAGCGCACAGCGCUUGCAGUGCGAGCGACUAUGGCGUCUUUUAGAUAACUCCGAAGUGUGUUUGAAACUAAAUAAUUCGUAGCUUUAGUUUACUCAUAGACCCCAUUAAAGCAAUCUUGCUUAUAAAAUGUAUAGGUAUAUAUUAUACACACAUAUAUGUCUUCCAUUCUUGCGUUUAACGACAUUUACGCUUGUUAUCUAAUAUGUAUCGCGCGUUACACUUUGUUCGAGCCGCGAAAUUCGCCGUCUAGUGUAUCUUUCCUCGCGAUUCAUUCUUCUCUUCAAGUGCAUUUAAAAUUGAGAGGUCCAUAAGAGACAAAGGGAAAAGAGCGUAACGUUUUUGAAGCUAAAUAUGCCAGCGGUGCUUCCGCAGAAAUUGAUUUUUAUUACUAUUUGACACGACGAAAAGUCAAGAUAGAUGAAAUUCCUCUUAUUACUUUUUUAUGUAAAAGUAGAAGCGAGAAUGUGUAUAAAUCUGUUCGUGCACUAUUCCGUAGCAAUUAAGAAAUGUCGCAGCUUGUGCCAUAGAACGUUACUGUCGUAAUUAUCGAAGUAAUGCUCGAUACAGCGGAAAACGCAGACUUAACUAAUUUUUGUCAGUUUUGUAUGCAAUUAAAAACGAGCGUGUGAAAGCAGUCAAGAGUCACAUCAUAUUGACGGAUAUUUUCUUGGUAUCGGGAUGAGAAAUCACAUUACCGAACAUGAGAUCUUAUCGGAAAUAUUUUUUCCGUCGUCUAUUUGCAAAAAGUGUCGCGUACGAUGUUAUAUAGUAUACGAUUCGGUGCCAUUAACAACAAUCAGCUACGGUACUUAACCCUUAAGUAUGAAACCUUAAGUAUGAAGCUGAUCACAUUUUUUGUCCCUUCAUCAAUUUUCAAAUAAUAAAACCACAGCUUUCUACAUUUUAUAUUUUUUCACACGAAAAGUCUAAUAAUAAGUCACGACAUGUAAAAUGAAAACUACAAACAAAAUCUUUAGAAAACGUAUGUUCAAAAACCGAACAUGCUAAUGAUGAAAAAUAAAACGCGUACUUAAGGGUUGAAAUACCUUUUCUUUCUAUUGGUGUAGGAAACAAAGAAAAAAAAGGAACAACGUAAUUGUGAAAUUAUCAUACGCGUGACGUGUGAAAGAAUUAUAUGAAGAAAAUAACAAAAUGAUUAAUAAACGAAUUGCCUGAUUUUAUUCAAAAAUCAUCUGGUAUAAAAUCCUUUUGUUAUUUUUUACGCAGCAUUUUUCUCAGGUUUGUACGAAAGAAAAGUGUUCCAUUGAAUGAAUCGCUAUUGUGUUUUGGUAUCGCGGUUAUCGAGUGUGAUUAACAUAUCUUCCUGAAUGU